Pocillopora verrucosa is the source of this 1221-nucleotide messenger RNA. Its product is annotated as cation channel sperm-associated protein 3-like. Gene Ontology annotation, biological process: transmembrane transport; sodium ion transport; flagellated sperm motility. The record is from RefSeq and is a predicted model, not a curated record. Gene Ontology annotation, cellular component: CatSper complex; acrosomal vesicle; membrane. Gene Ontology annotation, molecular function: voltage-gated calcium channel activity. Lineage: Eukaryota; Metazoa; Cnidaria; Anthozoa; Scleractinia; Pocilloporidae.
AUGUAUCCAAAUCUAAAUCAAGUAACUGUAGAGCUAUUAAGGAAACGAAGAGAUUCAAGGUAUCGUGCAGAUAAAAAGUUUCACAGAUAUAUACAGAAAAUAACAACGAGUUCAGUUUUUAAUGGCUUCAUCAUGGUGGUGAUAGUCAUGAAUUCUUUUGUCAUUGGCUUUGAGACAGUGGAGGAAUGGAAGGUCCCACAUAAGAAUGUCUUCAAAGCUUUGGAUGAGCUGUUUCUUGCCAUUUACACCAUGGAGUUCCUGAUGAAGCUGUAUGCUGAACCAAGGGGUUACUGGAAAAGCAGUUAUAACAGAUUUGACUUUUCUAUCCUGGCAUUGUCAUAUGUUCAAGUCAUCAUGGAUGAGCUGAAUGUGGGUGAUAAGAUUCUCACACCUUUGAGGCUCUUAAGAGCUGCUCGAACAUUACGGACCAUCUCCUUCAUUGAAGGCCUCCAAGUUCUUGUCACAGCACUGAUUGACACUAUUAGGAACUCUGUACUCAAUGUGGUGAUCCUUCUUGCCAUGCUGAUGGCUUUCUUUGCUGUAGUUGGUUAUUAUAUUUUUGGUUAUGAAGAGGAGACUGGUGAUAAAGAGAACUGGGGAACUCUCAGCACUGCUAUGUUGACACUUUUCACAUUUGUUACUGUGGACGGUUGGACAGAAAUCCAGAAAGACUUGGACAAAAGACCCUACAGCCAGUGGUUUACUGUGAUCUUUAUUUUCUUGGGCCACUUCAUUUUCACCAAUUUGUUUAUUGGAAUAAUCAUCAUGAACAUACACGAGGCCACAGAGAAGUUCAUUACGCAGCAGAGACAAGAACGUGAAGCAAUUCUACAGAUGAAGAAAGAUUUCCUCUUCCAAAGACAACGUGAUGAUGUCAAAGAAAUGUUAGAAAAACAGAAAAACAGCCAGUAUGCUAACUUUGAAGAGAUGACCCAGAGCUUCCAACAGACACUACGCCAUGAUGAUUAUGUAAUCAUGUCUGAUCCUUGUGCCAAUUUAACAUGGAUAGAGGCAUUCCUUACUACAACAGACCAUCUGGAUCUUUACACUUACAGAUGCCAGCAAAUCCAAUUUCAAAUUGCCAAUGUUUUGGCAGAUAUGGCAGAGAUGAAGUUAAAGGAGAAAGAGCAGCAAGAGGAUGCAGUCCAAGCUUCAGCACUGCCAAGAGGAAUGCAGUUGUUCAUGAGAGCAAAGGCUGCAAUGGCAAAGAAGAGUGCUUGA